AUCCCAGUGGCCGAGCACCUGAUCGCCCAGCACAGCGCCAUCAAGAUGCUGCACAGCCGCGUGCGCCUCAUCCUCGAGUACGUGCGGGCGGCCGAGGCCGGGGAGGUGCCCUUCAACCACGAGAUCCUGCGGGAGGCCUGUGCCCUCUGCCACUGCCUGCCCGUGCUCAGCACUGACAAGUUCAAGACCGACUUCUACGACCAAUGCAACGACGUGGGGCUGAUGGCGUACCUGGGCACCAUCACCAAGACCUGCAACACCAUGAACCAGUUCGUCAACAAGUUCAACGUCCUCUACGACCGCCAGGGCAUCGGCCGCCGCAUGAGGGGGCUCUUCUUCUGAGGGUUGGGGACCCCUAAUUUGGGGGUUGGGACCCCCCAGUUUGGGGUUGGGGACCCCGAGUUUGGGGUUUGGGACCCCUGAUUUGGGGUGGGGACCUCCCAGUUUGGGGGGGGUUGGAGUGGGAGUUUCUUCAAUAAAAAGGU
Chiroxiphia lanceolata (lance-tailed manakin) is the source of this 485-nucleotide messenger RNA. RefSeq names its product COP9 signalosome subunit 6 (gene COPS6). Lineage: Eukaryota; Metazoa; Chordata; Aves; Passeriformes; Pipridae. The coding region runs from base 46 to 342 and encodes 98 amino acids. Gene Ontology annotation, cellular component: COP9 signalosome. The transcript is spliced from 4 exons. The record is from RefSeq and is a predicted model, not a curated record.